CAACACCGCACUCCAGGCGCUUCCGGGUAACUCGGUCACAUGAUCGCAGACGUGACGUCUAGUCAGCUGAUAGCAAAUAGUCAGAUACUGUGAUAUAAAUUCCGAUCGGCACUGAUACGGCGCAAGGUGGAAGAUGGACAUCCGGGGAGCUGUGGACGCGACUGUGCCCACCAACGUGAUCGCCGCCAAGGCUGCGGAGGUUCGGGCCAACAAAGUCAACUGGCAGUCCUACCUCCAGGGGCAGAUGAUUUCUUCUGAAGAUUGUGAGUUCAUCAAGAGGUUUGAACAGUCUGAGGAUAAGCAGGAGAUACUGACCAAUGAGGGUCAUCAGUGCGCUAAGACCUUCCUGAACCUCAUGGCUCACAUCUCCAAGGAGCAGACGGUGCAGUAUAUCCUCACGCUGAUCGACGACACGCUGCAGGAGAACCACCAGAGGGUGAACGUCUUCUUUGAUUACGCCAAGAAGACCAAGAACACAGCCUGGUCCUACUUCCUGCCCAUGCUAAACCGGCAGGAUCCCUUCACCGUCCACAUGGCGGCAAGGAUCAUCGCCAAGCUGGCCGCCUGGGGUCGUGAGCUGAUGGAAGGCAGUGACCUGAACUACUAUUUCAACUGGAUCAAAACACAGCUUUGCUCCCAGGGCCAGUGGUGUAUGCUUUCGUUGUCAGAGUUGAGUUUUGGAGGGAAGACGAGAGAGCCCUCGAGCUGCCAGUACGCCCAGUGCGUCGCUGGCUGCCUGCAGCUGAUGCUGAGGAUCAACGAGUACAGGUUCGCCUGGGUGGAAGCAGAUGGCGUUAACUCCAUCACAGCAGUGCUGAGCAGUAAGUGUGGCUUCCAGCUGCAGUACCAGAUGAUCUUCUGCCUGUGGCUGCUGGCCUUCAGCCCCCAGAUGUGCGAGCAUCUCAGGCGUUACAAUGUGGUCCCCGUGCUGGCGGACAUCCUACAGGAAUCUGUGAAGGAGAAGGUCACGCGCAUCAUCCUGGCCGUGUUCCGGAACCUUCUGGAGAAGUCGAGCGAACGGGAGACCUGCCAGGAAUACGCACUGGCCAUGAUCCAGUGCAAGGUGCUGAAGCAACUGGAGAACCUGGAACAGCAGAGGUACGACGACGAGGACAUCACAGACGACAUCAAGUUUCUGCUGGAGAGGCUGGGCGAGAGCGUGCAGGACCUCAGCUCCUUUGAUGAGUACAGCUCCGAGCUGAAGUCCGGACGCCUGGAGUGGAGCCCCGUGCACAAAUCCGAGAAGUUCUGGCGGGAGAACGCUGUGCGGCUGAACGAGAAGAACUACGAACUCCUCAAGAUCCUGACCCGGCUUCUGGAAGUCUCCGAGGACCCUCAGGUCAUCGCAGUGGCGGCCCAUGAUGUGGGGGAGUAUGUACGGCAUUACCCUCGUGGCAAACGGGUGAUCGAGCAGCUCGGUGGAAAGCAGCUGGUGAUGAACCACAUGCACCACGAGGACCAGCUGGUCCGCUACAACGCCCUGCUGGCCGUGCAGAAGCUCAUGGUGCACAACUGGGAGUACCUCGGAAAGCAGCUGCAGUCCACGGAGCAGCCCAACGCGGUCGCCGCUAGGAGCUGAUUGGACCGUGUGCGUGCACCGUGUGCGUGCACCGUGUGUGUACAUGAGCCUGUGUCCAAUGCACACGGCUUCUCCUGGUGUGUUAAUGGUCCACUCUGAUCUGGGGUGUAACGCUAUCAGCCUGUCGACCAGUGCCCCCACCCCCAUUAUUAUUGUCUGUUCGAUGUUCUUGUCCAGUGCUGUAUGCGUGUGCUGAUCUGGACCCAUCCCUGACCUUAACUGGAGAUGUAACUUAUUCUUCGUCAUACUUAUUGCACAAAGCUCCUGGAAUCUAAAUAAAAAAUAUCUUAACUGUAGUAAA
Messenger RNA from Paramormyrops kingsleyae, 1880 nucleotides. It is a transcript of the gene atp6v1h, whose product is annotated as ATPase H+ transporting V1 subunit H. Gene Ontology annotation, biological process: proton transmembrane transport. Gene Ontology annotation, molecular function: proton-transporting ATPase activity, rotational mechanism. The record is from RefSeq and is a predicted model, not a curated record. Gene Ontology annotation, cellular component: lysosomal membrane; vacuolar proton-transporting V-type ATPase, V1 domain. Lineage: Eukaryota; Metazoa; Chordata; Actinopteri; Osteoglossiformes; Mormyridae.